AUGGAGAUUCAGCUGGGCGAAAAGGUGGCAUUGCUUACGACGCAUAAGACCUACCGUGAUGAUCUUGAAGACGGUGUGAGGGCUGUGGCACGUUAUUUGCCUUUUUGUAAGUAUGUGGCUACCUGCGCAGAGCACGGUCCCGUGCCUUCUACCUUCAUUAUCCGUAGUAUUAGACGAGUUGCUCAGCGCAUUGUGGGGUUGAUUAUGGAUGUGGAAUGUGUUACACGCAGUGGAAAAAUUGUUCAAACGGUAGAUAUUUGUGACUCCAAUCCUGUUAUUAUUUUUCCUGUUGCCACCGUGAAUGGUAUUCGGUACGCUAUACUUGUCAGAAAACGUCAGGUUUCCGUCGGUUGCAAUUUUAUUGUGGAGGCUUUAUGUGGCGUUGAAAACAAUGACGGGAGCUUCACGAUACCGAAUGAUGAAUUGCUUAUACCGUUAGGUGUUGACCUUCAAAAAACGCAUGCACUCAGCUCAAAACGGUACACAAUAGGGAAUGAAGGGACUACGCCAUACAAGGUGUAUUCUGUCACUCUGGAAAUGACGCCUGAGACUCUUCAGAAACUUCAGAAUACAUCAAAGGAUUUAGAGAAUGCAUUGAUUGCGCUGCCAUUGGAUGAGGUGUUAUCCACGGUAGGUGAUGUUAAGGCGAGCUUGGCGGCGUCAUUGCUGUUGGUUUCAUGA
Trypanosoma cruzi is the source of this 681-nucleotide messenger RNA. RefSeq lists its product as uncharacterized. The coding region runs from base 1 to 681 and encodes 226 amino acids. NCBI's taxonomy places the organism in Eukaryota, Euglenozoa, Kinetoplastea, Trypanosomatida, Trypanosomatidae. The record is from RefSeq and is a predicted model, not a curated record. The transcript has a single exon.